UGAAUGCGGUUUAGGUGUUUACGCGGUUCGGAGUAAAACCCGUGAAAAAACGUAUCGAUUGCCGUGUAGCCCGUUAAAAGUAAUCGCGUACGAUCCAUUUGGCGAGCCAGUUGCACCACGCGGUGAUAGAAUGAGCGGCAGCGACGGCGAGGACGGUCAAUGCAACAGGACAAGAGAAAGCAACGUAGCAGCGAUGGGUGACGUUCUCGCUAAGAAACACGCAGACGAUGCAACUCGCGAUGGCUGCACUGAUGCGAACGACGAUCCCACGCUACAGGGCACGGACCCCGUCGCCGAUUACGGGGACGACGCUGUCAGGUCUCCUGUCGUCGCGGACGCCGUUCCUGUCGUGAACAUGGCGCCAAAUGAGAGCGCGAUCAUUGCAUUUAUUAAGGGUGCAAGAGAUCCUGAGACCAUUGAGCAGAGCUCACGGAGAAAGAGUUUGGACAAUGUUGUAGAGAAUUUGAACAGCAGCAGUAUAGAUAGUCCUUCUAGAGGAAAAGAUGCAUGCUCCUGUGAUAUAUUUAAAGCUAAGAGAGAAUUGUUCAGAGAGGAACUGCAGAAGGCUAUGAAGUUUCAAAAUCUAUGGACUGAAUUGAGACAACAUAUACGGACCUCUUUUAACGCCGCAUUGGAAGCCUCUUGUACUUCAGGAAGCUUACAACUGCAACAGAGCGUGCUUUCUGUAGAUAAUAUGCAUGAUAUUGUUCUACAACUAUGUAAGAGGGAUCCCCGCCAGUUGUUCAUGAGGCUAGUGAGUCAGGCGCAGGAAUUUGUUGUAGAAGUAAAAGUUCGAUUGUUAGCUCUUCUACAUGAUCGUAGUGUAAAUAACUUAGCAGAAAUUUUUCUUACAGGUCUUUUAGAUGAUUACGACGCGUUGAUAUCGACGGCUUCGCAGAUUUCUGAAUUAGUUAAACCGUUGAAGGAUCAUCUGUGCAAGUUUAAUUUGUCGUGGGAUUGUUUCAUUAAAAAGUUGUAUCAGAUUUAUGUAUACGAUGAUCCGUUGGUACAAAACAAUUUGCCGUCUUUCAUUGUACAGUUAAGGAAACUGUUGCCUUUGAAAGGCACGGAAUACCAAGAUCUCGUUCAUCGAUAUUUAUCAUUUGAUGAAGAGAUGACGGUAAUAGGGGACCUGUGGCCAGAAACUGAGCCAUGGAUGGACAAAUACAAUGCAGAACAAGCAGUUCGAAUGACCAGGCUCAGGCAAAUAAGGGAGGCCUGGGAAUUGUUCACAGCGAGUAGGAAACUUAUGGAGCAGCACAUGUUGAACAAAUCGCCCGUCGGUGGAAACGAAUUGCAAGAGGUCGAUGGUCAAUUGUCGACGCUUGCGUCACAAGCAAAAGUUGGUAUAUCUGGAAUGGACAGUAGGCCUUUAAGUCCAACUCCAGAUUUUAGUUUGGAUUCGCUCAAUAUGCCCCCGAGUAUUGAGAUAGUUCAAAUCUUGUUAGAUGACUGGAAUAAAGCUCAGCAUCAAAAAUUGGCCGACAUAACGGGCGUGCUGACGGCUACGGAUAUUUAUGUCAACGGUCAAGACGAUCCAGACUUUUCCGAUUAUGCUCGCGCGACUUGUCAUUUAGCUCAGAUCGCGAUUAAGUCUGUCAGGGCUCGUUACGAGGUUGGGUGUUUAGAAAACAAUGCAGAGGAAGAGAAACGUUGCGAAUGUCCCAUGUGUAUGGGACCUCCUCUAUCUCCGACCGACGAUGAAAGCGACACAGACAAUAUAGAAUUACCGUUAGAGAAUCCUUUUCCACAACUGAUCAAUGGUUUUUUAGAAGACACGGCAAAUUGUUCUGCAACGCAGGUGAAGAAAAAAGUGGAGGAGGCGGAGAGUACAGAGAUGGAGAACGAAGGAAAGGAGGUGAAAACUGUACCGGAGGAUACCGAUUUGAGAACGUCCGAACCGGAGCCAUGUGCGUGCGUGUAUCAGCACGCGAGGGAUCUGAUGAACAGGAAACGGAAGGUCCUCGAUCCUCUUUGUCUCUGUCUGUUGAACUCGAAACGGAAGUGGGUCACUUGUCCCUGUUUGACGGAAUCUGUACCUGAAAUGGUCGGUUUGAACAACCAUCCGAAGCCAGUGUCACCCUCCGCCGUGAAGACUAAUCAGGAACCAAAUAAACCAGCGGUGAAAACUGGCUCUACACAGUCCGCUCAAACGCAAACGAGGCAUUCUACAACGCAGACGCAGAGUACCACUCACAAUCAUACAACGCAUCAAGGUACGGCUCAUCCUCCGCACGCGCACGGACCAUUUCCAGACCUGGUGAAGAACACGGGUCCUCCUCACAGAUCUCACACACACAACAACCAUUCGUCGCACGCGUGUCACAAACAAGCGAACGUCGAGCACAUCAAGCGAGUGUCUUGCAACGACCUGAGUUCUGGAGACGGUGAUUGUUCGGACUCGGGGAGCAGUCAAGAGGACUCUUGUUCGACCAGUAGUUCAGCACAAAGAGACUCAAGUAGGCAUUGUGACUGUUGUUACUGUGAAGUGUUUGGGCAUGGAGUUGCCUCCGUAGCGCCGGUUAGUCGAAAUUAUAACGAAAUGAGGGAACGAUUAAGGCAGCUGUUGACCAAGAAAAAGGCUAAAAAGUGUAAAGCUGCGUGUAGCCCCUCGAAGAGCUCGUCGGAAUCUUUGUCGACUAACCCGAACACGGAAACGAAGGCGAUAACGAAUUGGGCGCCUAGAUCGAAUACACCGGUCUCGACCGCCUCCACGGUACAGCCGGACCAACGGGAUCAGAGAAACUUGGAGGAGCUGCUCGAGUUCAUCGAAGGAAAUCAAAACGGGAAAAAGGAUAAUAACAAGAAGGCGGAGAAAAAGGCUCGACAGAAGCAACGGAAGUUGGACGAGAAGCUCAAACGAGAUAGACAAGAAGCAGAAAGACAAAAGCUUAUAGAGCUGCAAAAAAAGACGCCGGAAGUAACGAUCACGGUCGUAGAUCCGCAGAAACCUGUUCCUCAAAGAUUAUUACCUCAGUGUAAUCUACCCGAAGUAUCUAUUUUACCUACGUCACCGCCAGUAGCAUUGCCGACUGUAAAGCAAUUAAGUAAUAAAAAGAAAGACAAGCAAGAAGUUUGUAGCAAUAGUAGUAACACUAGUAGCAGUAGCUGUAGCAGCAGUAGUUGUAGUACAAGUAGUAUAAACAGCAAAACGAAGACUGCACCUGUGAAUACGAAUCUAAAGAACAAAAGUAUUAAUAUCAGUAAGCUCGAUAAGACGGUGGUGUCCGGACAAACGAACAAGACGACCGCCAAAACUGACAAAAUUGACGUUGGUAACAAACCUAACAAACCGUUGACCAUCAGCAAUGGCGCAAACGGUAAACACAACGCGAGCAAUGCUGUGGAGAAGUCAUUGGCUCUAGACUUGAACGAUAAGAAAUUGACGAAGAAAGAGAGAAAGAAGCUGAAGAAAAUGGAGGAGGCGAAGGCGAAAGAAACGAAGAAACCGGUUCAAACGGAGACGCAGCCUCAGAUCGUGACCAUCAAGAGGGUGAUGGAGUCGAACAGCGCCGAACCGACGGUCACGAUCACGUUGAAGGGUCAAACACCGGCCGAGGAUAAAGUUCUGUUCACGCUGGUGAAUGGUCAAACGAAGGAGGUCGCUCUGCCGAAAUUGGAGAACGAGCAGAAUCAGAACAUCAGCGGGAAGAAGAAGAAAACCAAAGCGAACAACAACAACAACAACAACACGAACAACAACAACAAUUCGUUGCAGCAGGGGAACAAGCUGCAGCAGUCGAACAACUCGAAGCAACAGACGCAGAACAAAAUUUGCGAGAAGAACGCGAGGCAGCAGGCGAACAAUGAGAAGACCAAAGGUAAACAGGUGGACGAGAAGAAGCUUCAGCAGCAGUGUAUAACGGAGACGAAGACAAAGUCCAAAAAGGAGAAGAAGAACACGGAGAACAAGGAGAACGUGCUGCAGCAAAACGUGGUGAACAAGAACAAGAACGUGUCUAGCAAGAAGCAGACGAAAAUAAACACUCCUCCUCAGACGCCCAUAUCGCAGAAGACGUCGCAGAACAUGACCAACGAGAACCAGAAGAAGAAGGCCCAGCAACAGGAUAAGAACGGUCAGUUGAACUCGACCAAGAACAACAAAAUGGCGACUGCGAAUACCGUGAAUAAGCAAACGAAGAGCGACAAUCAGAAGCCGCAGAACAAAAUGCCCAGUCAGGUGACGAUCAAACAGCGACCGGAGGUUCAACCAGCUGCCACGGAACGAGUUAACUCGCCGCUGAGUAGUCAGUUCAAGGACAUCAGCGCGAACUCGAAGAUCAACAUAGAGAACUUGAAGUUGCCGCCUGGGAUCACGAUAACGAAGGUAGACGCGCCAGCGAAACCGUUACCGAUCAGAUCAGCGCCACUGCCCAAACCGGUGAACCCUCCGAAACAAACCACGAUUAUCGCUGCGCCGAUGAGCGGCGUUCAGUCGAGCUACGCCAGUCCUCAGGCAGGUGGCAACGUGAUCGUUGUGGACACUGGAAAACUGAAGCAGGAUCUCCUCCCUAAACCCGGAGAGAAGGACAUGCCUAAGGAAACGCAACAGACUCAGAGCAGCACAGGCAAGAAGAAGAAGAAGAAGAAUAAAAAUGGAGGAAAUUCUGGCAACAACGGUAAUCAGACAAUGGUGCAGAACAGUGAUCCGUUUGGCAACGAUCACGCGGACGAGCCCGCGAGAAUACUUCAUAAUCCCAAUACGAACACGGUGACCAUAAGGAAUCCAGCUUUUGGGCCGAUGAAAGUGCCACCGACUCAGCAGGCGGCCAUCAUAAAAGUAUCAGAAAACGGGAUGGUGACUAUCAGGAGUCCAGCGUUGCAGCAGGCGAUAAACGCGGGUCUGACGUCUCCGCCAAAGCCCGAUUAUAUAGUCAAAGGUGAUCUGUCGUCCAGGACACCGACGGACAGCACCAAUUUGAAGCACGUUAACGGUAUCAUUCCGUCGAGCCUCGCGGAGCUGAGGAGCAGACUGACGCCGGACUGCACGACGCUCAGCGGCCUGGCGAACAUUCAGAUCAGCAAGGUGACGAACGGUCAACCGAUACCCGAGAACGGUAUCAACCUGAAGGGGACCAGCGUCACGUUGACGAAAGUGAGGACCGACACUAGCAUCAAGGACGUGCAGAGCGCGAAAACGGCGGUCAGAGAGGCGAUAAACGCCUCGAUAGCUGCCACCACCGGCGGGAAGAGCAAGAAAAAGAAAAAACGGGGCGCGGGCGCUAGACAGUGCGGAGAUGACUGGAACCUCGUUGAGAGCGUAUUCACGCCCAAAGAUAUAGACCUCGAGGACGGUGAAAUGGACGACGCCGAGCGGGAACUGGAGGCCUUCAAGAGGUUUUGCCUGCAGUCGGUGCCGCCUCCGCGCAAGGAGAAGGUCAAUCUAAACAUCAAGGACAUCGUGCUGAAGAAGAAGUCGUCCUCCUCGGCGGCGGCCGCCGUGAUCGCCGCGAAUUGAUUUCUCACGACGUUGAAAAGCUUAGAACGCUUCUGACCCGCCACCCCCCCACCACCUCGAACUCGCGUCACCGCGCAGAAUCGACAGUGGCGUGGUGGGGGGGCUGAGAGUUACCCACCGAGAAUGGGAAACGAGCGCCGUUCGAGCCGCGCCACUCACGAGAUCAGACAAUAAUACACGAUUCUCCAUUGUUAAAACGCAACUUGUCUGAUGAUUUCAUUCGAACGCGAGAUCGCGCCACCUGCGCGUACGAAUCUCCGAACUGGCCCCGCGCUGGCAGAGAUUCCAACGCGAGCGUGUUAUCUCGUCGCGCGUCUCCCGAUCGUUCGGACUUUGGUCGAGCUUUACGAACGAGCAACAUGAAACGCGUUCGCGUCAAUCGUUUUCAAAAGCGUGGAUUAAAUUAAUCUGUUUCGCGCACGACCGACAAUUAGGGACAAACUUUAUUGU
Messenger RNA from Colletes gigas, 5908 nucleotides. RefSeq lists its product as uncharacterized. Lineage: Eukaryota; Metazoa; Arthropoda; Insecta; Hymenoptera; Colletidae. Bases 131 to 5458 code for a protein of 1775 amino acids. The record is from RefSeq and is a predicted model, not a curated record. The transcript has 18 exons.